Molecule: messenger RNA, 841 nt
Organism: Photinus pyralis (common eastern firefly)
Lineage: Eukaryota; Metazoa; Arthropoda; Insecta; Coleoptera; Lampyridae
Exons: 2
Coding region: 99-515 (138 amino acids)
Source: RefSeq, a predicted model, not a curated record
CUUAUAAAAGAAGAGAAAUGACGGUUUCGACUUCUUAAAUUAUAAAGAGAUUACAAGGCGCGUAAAAGUGCAAUUGCUGCUCAAGUUUCGUGCUUAAAAUGAGGUUCAGAAGCGGUCUAUUUCUUGUCGUUGCGUCACUGACUUUCGCUGCAUCUCAAAAAUCGGGAACGUACGUCAACCCGUCCAUCCUACAGGAUAGCCGUAAUCUCCCGCAAACCGAUGGAACCUUUGGUUUUCUAUAUCGUACAGAAGAUGGAAUCGCGCACGCAGCCGUCGGGGAACCAGGAGGACAAGUGCACGGUAGAUUCACUUACACUGAUCCAACGGGAUUGAAAGUAAAUUAUAAUUAUAACGCUGGUACAAAAACGGCACCGGGACUUAAUUAUGAACAAAAUCAACCUGAACGUCCACAACCCAAUCAAAAUUCCAACGAUGGUUAUUAUACGGCUAAAUCGAAUUCUAGAGUUCAACCUAGACAACGAACUUAUGUACAAGAAGAAUAUUCCGAAGAAUAACUUAUUGAAAAAACGUUUUACUGUGGAACUUUCCAACUCCCAAUAUCCUUAGAUACUAACUAUUGGGAGGUGGAAAGAUCAAUUUUUGUUAUCAAUGUUGUCGUUUUGUAUAUAUUAUUCCAGAAAUUGUUCCCUAAAUGUCAUGAUAAAAUGAAUGGUGGCAUAACUACCUACUCCCGAAUUUAUAUUAACACACUUAAGUGUUGUUUUACAAUUAUAGACUGUUGUAUAGAAAUUAGUACCUAUAUAAGUACUUUUGUAUGUAUCGUUUCAGUUGAUAAACAUGAAAAUAUUAAGAAGUAGGUAAAUAGAGAGUAAAAAAUUCA